Python bivittatus (Burmese python) is the source of this 1058-nucleotide messenger RNA. NCBI's taxonomy places the organism in Eukaryota, Metazoa, Chordata, Lepidosauria, Squamata, Pythonidae. The record is from RefSeq and is a predicted model, not a curated record.
CCAGUUGACGCGCGCUGGAAGGAGAGGGGAGUGGGAAGGAGGCUGAGGUGCAAACAGCCGCCGCCGCCAACGCCGCCCUCGCCACCCCAGCGGUGCCGUCGCCCAGCCGGGUCAGCGUGUUUCCUCCUCGCCCGUGAGCCUGGGGAACCUGCAGCUCAAAGCCGCCGCUAGCCACAGCACCAUGUACCCCGGGAACAAGCGGAAAAAGCUCUGGCGGGAGGAGAAAGAACGUUUGUUGAAGAUGACAUUGGAAGAGAGACGUAAAGAAUAUUUACGGGAUUAUGUACCUCUGAAAGAUAUUCCAACAUGGAUGGAAGAAAUGAAAAACAAAACCCAAAGUGAUGAAGACAACACCAAUGAAGCUUUCCUGAUGCAGAAAAGUCUCAGUGAGAAAGUCUCUCUAUACAGAGGUGAUAUCACAGUGCUUGAGAUUGAUGCCAUAGUUAAUGCUGAGAUUGAAGGAAGACACAAGAGGAUCAGCUAUCCUUCACUAAGGGAAGACUUAGUCAAUGAAGUAAAUGUAGCAAGAGCAUUGGGGGAUAGUGAUCAUGCAAAGAUUUUUAGGAUUGCUGUCAAGAGAAAGAAGGAUGGAAAUAUUAUGGACUUGGGGGUAUGUUCAAUGCAAACCAUCUGCCAGCAGACCAAGACCUCCCCUCUUUCUUUCAUGAUAUGUUGGCCAGCAUGUCCUGCAAAUGUGUUGAGGAGAAUUGAAGGAACUUUCCUUUCAGAAGGAGUGCACUGAAGUUUCAUCGAGGAAAAAAGGGGGAAUGUAGACUUCUGUUUUAAACUAAAUUAAACAUGCCUUUUCCGGGGCAGCCCCUACCCUGUGGAAUACCCUUCUCUGGCGGUCCAGCAGGUCCCCACCCUUUUAGCUUUCUGGAAGGCCAUAAGGAGCUGUCUCUUCUUCCAGGCACUAGGGCAGAGUGACAUGGUAGCCUGCAGAUGGUUUACUGGGGACAUCCCAGAAGGAUGACUGAGGCACCAGGGUUUGGUCAUUAUUUUUGUUUUUUUAAUUGUUUUUGUGAUUUUAUUGUUGUUGUGAGCUGCCCAGAGUUGUG